UCGAGCGCUUCUUCUGUUCAUACCGGGAUGGAAGUGCAUGAGCAAGAAAAUAUUGAUGGCACGAUCUAGUUUGAAUUAUUUUGAUUGCUAUUCGAAUCGUCGUAUCGAGGCAAAUCUUUACUAGUAGGUCUACCUGCUCAUGUCUUUCAACUGACUGUUGAUGUGCUCUGCUAACGUGGCUACCACUUGAACUAUUGAGUACUAGUAUUGUGUUGUUCUCGAUAGCGCUAGCGCGCUAGGCACUUUUGUACUUGAAAAGAGAUAAGCAAAAUACAAUGCAAACCACCGCUAUAGUAUCAGCAUCAUCAUUUAGAAGGUUGGCAGAUCGAGAGUGUAGACUUCGUUAGAGCGGCGGGGCUAGGCUGGAGGAUAUCGUGUUGAUCCGUGUUGAUCAGUGCCGACUGGAGCUAUUCUUAGACACGUUGGAUUUAGAUGCGCUGCCCAACGAGAGGGCAAGUGCACGCCAGGCGAAUAAUCAGACUGCAUGCCGCCCAGCAAGGGUAUAGAGCAACCAUGGACGUCGUACCGCGCAGCACCAGCACAAUUCAGCUAUGCAAAGAGCAGACUUGGAGGCGCUCCCCACAGCAAUGGCAGUGGCAGCCGGAGGCCAGCAGUGCAAGUGGGACCGAGGCCGCCGCAGUCGCCGGAGGUGAAAGGACGGACGGGCUGCGUUGCCGCGGCCACCACGUGUUUGUUUCGGUCGCGCGGUGCGCUGCUCGCUAUGCUCGUUGUUAACAUGCUGUUGCUAGCGAUCUAUGCUUCACACCGGGUUGUCACGCCUGCUGCCUCGCCGUCCCGUGCCACUCCCGCGCUGCUCAGGAUCAAAGUACCGCUGCCCGGCUUUGAUCAUCGUGGUGGUGAUGGCAACGUCAGCGAAGGAAGUAGUGGCACUACCACCACAACAACUACUGAGACUACUACUACUACUACUGCACUACCACCCCCGUCGCUGGUGACCAGUGUCCACAGCAUGACUGUCGCCAUCGCUAGUAUUGCUAUCGCUCCUACCCCUGUCGCUACAAAGCCUGUCGCUACUCCUGUCGCAGCAGCAGCAGCAACAACAACAACAACAACAACUACAACCGCCCUACCUAGUACUUUUCUAGCUGCUACUACUGCUGCUACUGCUGCUGAUGCUACUGCUGCUACUACUGCUCCAGCUGCUGCUGCUGCUACUGCUGCUGCUGCUGCUGCUGCUGCUGCUGCUGCUGCUACUGCUGCUGCUACUGCUGCUGCUGCUACUGCUGCUCCAGCUGCUGCUGCUCCAGCUGCUGCUGCUCCAGCUGCUGCUGCUCCAGCUGCUGCUGCUCCAGCUGCUGCUGCUCCAGCUGCUGCUGCUACUGCUGCUCCAGCUGCUGCUGCUAUACCCGCUGUUGCCACACCCAUUGCUGAUGCUGCUGCUGCUCCUGCUGCUGUUGUUGCAAGUCUCUCGGUUACUUCUCUUGCAACUCCAGGUGCUGAAGUAACUCCCAUGGCUCCCUCAGCCGUUCUUGUCUCUUCGUCUGUUACCGCUGGCCCUGCUGUCACAUCUGCUUCCGGUGCCUCUGUCAGCGUUGCCAGUGUGACUGAAGCGCCCACUCCCGCUGCUCCCACGCCCUCAUCGCGUCUUCAGCCGACAUCCAUCCGCCCCGGCACGUUUGCAUACCUUGUGAUGGCGGACAGUGCUGUGCCCGACGUUUACGUGGAAACCAGUCUGAUCCCGGACGUCCACGUGAUUCUGUUGACGUGGAAAGCGCCGCCACCGACUGCCAACAUUGGCAAGGUGCAGACGGACUUUUUCCCCAAGUCGUCCUGGGCAAGCGGUCGCAAUCAUCUCUCAGAUCUGACGCUGGCCAGGGAGAAAGAGCAAGGGUGGAACUUUGAGUUCUGGUUGUACUGUGAUGGCGACGCGCGUAUGAUCAAGCGCUUCAAUAAGACGCACUAUCCCGAAGCUCCGUCGCACAUGGAGGCUAGCGAGCAGCUGCGCACGUUGCUGCUACGUGAUCGACCGGCGCGUGCGGGCGUCGCCUACCCGUUCUCACCGUCCGACAUCGCCAACCACCCGAUGGAGUGCGUGCGGAACUGUGCUAACGACGCCGCCGUGGACAUCUUCCAUCGCACGGCACUGCGUCCCGUGCUGCCCUACCCGACAAAGUUCGACUCGGUCAGCUGGUGGAUGUCGUCGGAGACCACCAGCUUCCGCUCCGCUGCCGUGUUCAGCGGUUACUGCAAUACGUACCGGGAAGUCGUUCUGGAUCGCCGUGGCAACGUACACCACCCGUACCCUGGUCAAGACGGACACAUACGCAUUUUGAACUGGAAGCAGCAGUCUGUGGACGCAUUCCGUCCGUGUGUAGCCGGCCUGCAGAGCCACGAGGCCGUGUGGAAACUUGUAGAGCUACAUGGCAUCCAUCGGGCAUGGAGUCAGGACAAAGUGCAGUGCACCACGCAAAAGCAGGGUGUUGACUACGACAAGCUUAUUGCCGACCCGAAGAUGAAGACGCUGGGACAAUGCCCCAGCUAGCUGAUCUCGCCCACUGGUUAACUCGCUCGCGCUCGUGUGUGUGUGUGUAUGUAUGCGUGUGUGUAUGCGUGUGUGUGCGUGUGUGUGUGUUUGUGUGCGUGCGUGUGUGUCUGUGUGCAUGCGCCCAUACCCGUUACCGUGUCCUUGGUGACAUUGACAGAAAGCCGGCCCGUCCUGGCACGACCCUGGUAUUUCUCACCAGGGAGUACACGGCUCUACCCUCGUGUUGCCUUGGCUCUGGUGCAGCAUCACAUGUAACGCCAUGUGCUAUCACUGUUCCGGGCUUAGGUUCCGGUUCCGCUCAGGCCUUGUUCUAGCUGCGUGGCGUUUCUUAUCAACACCCUUGCCAGGGCUAUCUGAGUACACUGCGUCGUCACCGUCAGCACCCGGACGUGCACAUACGCGUUUGCAUCUUCAAUACACACACGCACGCCGUGACACGACAGGUAUUCUCAGGACUCUGAUCUUUAUCAGGAUAUCCCAAAGGCUUGGCCGUCUAUCAAGGCGGGUUCACACCGCUUUGUAGGUUGUACAUGUACACAUAGCGUGAUGAGCUCUAGUGCGCACGCACUGCACCACCAUGCACAUAUUCGCUGGCGAACACUGGCAACUGGCGAUUGAGGAAAUCUCAACCAUUCACCGCUAUAAAGUGGUUCCCUUUAGCCGUUCAGUAUUGUUUAAAAGUUGCUGUCUGAUGACCGGUUAAAACCGUGAAACUCAGAGUCACCGCAGCAACAAGUUUGUUUCCUUCUCUCAAGUGUGCGUAUUAUUGUAUAAUAUAUUAUUUAUGUAGGUGUACAUUAGUAGAAGCUUGUAUUUAUUUUUAGUGUCCUAGGGGUGUCUCCACGGAUUUCUCAGUGCUGUACGCGUUGCAGCCUAGGGGCACUCGGUUCGACUAAUGAUGCAAGCGUAGCAGGCAAGCGUGCUUGGUUUUAUCUCUCUCUCUCUCUCUCUCUCUCUCUCUCUCUCUCUCUCUCUCUCUCUCUCUCUCUCUCUCUCUCUCUCUCUCUCUCUCUCUCUCUCUCUCUCUCUCUCUCUCUCUCUCUCUCUCUCUCUCUCUCUCUCUCUCUCCCUCCCCCCCCCCUCCCACAAUAGAUUUAUCUCUAUAGAGUUAUGCUGCUUAUCCGUUGAGUCCAAUAGAGUUAUACUGAUAUUAAGUUAUUAUUAUUGUUUACGUUGCAUUCCUUUCCAUUGUUACAUUCCAUUGUUACAUAGAUUCACUGAUGACCGUAAUAAGAAAACAGUUUAGAGCUACGAGUCCUUUCGUUCUUUCUCGUUGCGUGCCCCGUAAUCAUCGCCUUUACAUUAUACUCGUGCAUGUCCACAAAUAGGAAUUGCACACAGCAUAA
Molecule: messenger RNA, 3852 nt
Organism: Sycon ciliatum
Lineage: Eukaryota; Metazoa; Porifera; Calcarea; Leucosolenida; Sycettidae
Product: ice-structuring glycoprotein-like
Exons: 2
Coding region: 485-2503 (672 amino acids)
Source: RefSeq, a predicted model, not a curated record